AUGGCUGACGAAAUCGCUCUUGGUCCGCAGGCUAACUUCAAUAUCAUUGCUACUGAGAUACUGAAGAUACCAAAUACACCUGCACUCGCCGGCGGCCAGCAACUUCUCGCCGAGCUCCGUGCAAUAAGGGAGCAGUCAACGAGAGACACGAUGGCAAUCCGACAAGACAUUGCAAAUAUCCGCCAGGAAAUUGUCGAUGUUCGUCAAGAGCUUGUGACUAUAAUUACUGCGUCGAAUCACAAUAAUGCAGCCCGGGUUCAGAAUACAUACCUUCGAAGUCAAAACGAAAAUCUUGUAUCGUUUCUCAACGCUACUACCGGUGCCGCUAUCCUUGAUUUCCCUCGCACCUCAUCCGAACUCGAACGAAUGGCAAGAAGACAAUUAGAUUCUGUACUACAACAACUGGGUAUUCCUACGCAGGGUGCAAAUUUGGCGGAUAAGAAGCGGUUGCUCAGAGCUCACAUCGGGUUACCAGAGGUCGCAGGCUCACCACCUCCAUAA
Molecule: messenger RNA, 501 nt
Organism: Fonsecaea multimorphosa CBS 102226
Lineage: Eukaryota; Fungi; Ascomycota; Eurotiomycetes; Chaetothyriales; Herpotrichiellaceae
Exons: 2
Coding region: 1-501 (166 amino acids)
Source: RefSeq, a predicted model, not a curated record